Pocillopora meandrina is the source of this 3178-nucleotide messenger RNA. The record is from the annotation of a GenBank genome assembly. NCBI's taxonomy places the organism in Eukaryota, Metazoa, Cnidaria, Anthozoa, Scleractinia, Pocilloporidae.
AUGGCACUACAACCAUUUCGGGAUGAGCAGUUAAACUAUUUCAAAUUCGCGUCUAUUGUACUGGAUGAGUUCCCAAAAGCAUUACGUCAGACGUUCACGUCCAUGUGGGACAACACUUUGACACAUCUUCCCGGUCAUCAGCCGUGGGAUGACUCCGCUGCGGUAAGAAAUAAAUUCCUUACUUCAGAGGGUGGCCCUGGCAGAACCAAAGUUCCCACAAACCUCUCCUAUGAAGAAUGGGAUUGCACCGCCCUGUUCCAGGCCACCAUCUACGCCAAGUCCUUUGCUUUGCCCGACAGUGGAGGUCAUCACAAGACACUCUGUGAGCUGUUCGUGAAACCUCGGAAAUUGGCUCAUGGAGUUUUCCAUGCAUCGGUGACCAGCCCGAGCGGAAACAAUGCUGAAACGGUUGCACUCGCGAUUGAUCAGGUUCGACUUUUAAGAAAUUCACUUUUUCACUCGCACACUUCUGAAAUUACUAAAGCCACCUUUGACCAGUACGUGAAGCACGCUAAAGAUGCAUUUGAAGCUCUUGGUGUCAAGACGGACCCUAUUGAUAUCAUCGGUGGCUUAACAGAGUCAGAAUUUCCCACAAAUAAAGUUCGUAAACUAGAAGAAUAUAUCAAAGAGGAAAAUCGAGCGUUUGUAAGUUUUCUGCAACAACAGAAUCAACAUCUGGAGGGCAUUAGUUCAGAUGUGAAAGCCUUGAAACACAAAAUGGAAGUCAUGCCUACCAAAGAUGAUAUCUUCAAGAUGCUAGAACAGAUAAUCAAAGACUUGAUUCAGGCGCCAGCCCAGAACAAGCCAGGUAAAUGUAUGUUCAGUUUCGACAAAUGUUUGAUCCAUGUGACUCGAAUACAAAAAUCAUUUACAUGUCCAGACGAUGGUUGAAGUUACGGGUCUAUAUUUUUAAAAUGCUUACCCCUGUAGUUUUUAAGUUAAGGACCAUCAGAAUUUCAAAAUUUCUUUCAAACGACUUCGGAUCAUUCAUGCCCUAAAAGGCCCUGAAUAUCAUUGAACAUUUUCCUAGACUUCUUUAAAAUAUAUAAAAUUCCCGGCAAGCGGUGCGCGCAUUUCUCGAAGUGAAAUUCUGAUAUAUAUAUUUUUUAAUCAAGUUCUUUAAAGUAACGGUACGUUCACUAAAGCAACUAACUUAGGAAGCAGUAAUUAAUCAUUAUGUUUGUUUUUCAUUUAAACAGAUAAAAAUCUGACAUCCAUUAAACCAACUAAAGAUACUUUACUGGAUACCCACACUGCUGACCAAGACAGGAAACAGGAGGAGGUCCCUUGUUCAUCACAUGGCUUGUUGAAGGUUGAAUAUGAAACCGCGGUUACACAUUUGAAAUCAGACGAUUUCGUCUCGGCUCUUCAGUCUGCAAAACGUGCGCUUGACAUUACGCGAACUCUGUUUGGAGAAGAACAUCCUAAAAUGGCUAACAAUCACUUAUUGGUCGGGCUCAUACAAAUUGAUUUAGGUAACUACGCAUCAGCUUUUCAGUCUUGUCAAAGUGCGCUUGACAUUAGACGAAAGCACUUAGGCGAGGAACACCCAGACACAGCAAAAAGCUAUUUUUCUCUGGGCGUCACACAAAAUUCCUUGGCAGAGUAUGCAGCUGCUCUUCAGUCCUUCCAGCGCGCCCUUGACAUCAGGAGAAAGCUGUUCAGCGAGCAACACCAGGGCACGGCUCUAAGUUACCAUUCUCUGGCGGUCACACAAUAUUCCUUGGGUGAUUAUGUAUCAGCUCUUCAAUCUGACCAGCGUGCCCUCGACAUCAGGCGAAAGCUGUUCGGCGAGGAACACUCAGACACAGCCAACAGUUAUGAUUCUCUGGGAACCACACAACAUUCCUUAGGUGAUUAUGAAUCAGCUCAAAAAUCAAAACGAAGUGCCCUUGACAUCAGAAGAAAGUUGUUCGGCGAGGAACACUCAGACACAGCCAACAGUUAUGGUUCUCUGGGAGCCACACAACAUUCCUUAGGUGAUUAUAAAUCAGCUCAAAAGUCUAAACAGCGUGCCCUAGACAUAAGGCUAAAGUUGUUCGGUGAGGAACACCAAGACACAGCCGAAAGUUACUCUUCAAUCGGGAAAACACAAAAGAAACUGGGAGAGUUAACCUUAGCUCUUCAGUCUAAACAACGUUCACUUGAUAUCAGAAGAAAAUGGUUGGGCGAGGAACACUUAGACACAGCAGAAAGUUACUAUUCUUUAGGGGUCAUACAACAUUGCUUACGCGAUUAUGCAUCGGCUCAAGAGUCUAAACAGCGUGCCCUUGACAUCAUACGAAAGCUGUUUGACGAGGAACACUCCGACACAGCGAAAAUUUACGAUUCUCUGGGGGCCACACAACAUUCCAUAGGAGACUGUGCAUCAGCUCAAAAGUCUAAACAGCGCGCCUUGGACAUCAGACGUAAGUUGUUCGGCGAGGAUCACCCAGACACUGCUCGAAGUUACUCUUCAAUCAGGAAAACACAAAUAAAAUUCAGAAAGCAGACUUUAGCCUGUCAGUCUAAACGACGUUCGCUUAAAGUAGGAGAUAAAAUAAAAAGGAAUUCUGAACAAUAAUUUAUCGUAUUUAAGCAAAGGAUUUCACCCAGGGAACAUUGAUAUGUACCGAUGUGGCUCAAAUCCCUUUGGUGAUUUCGCUAUUCCGAGGCGUGGUGCGGAAAUUUCUGCAUAUCAGUGAGCCGAUGCGCAGAUUGUUUAAUGGUGGUGUGUUGUCAAAGAUUUUAAAUUUACAAUAUGGUGAACCCGUAGAUAUACUGUAUAGAGUAUGUAAUCGUUAUUCUGUCUAAAGUGAAGGUGAAUAGUAACGGCUAUUUGCCGAGGCGCGACGGUGAGGCAGAUCAUUGUGUAGAAUAUACCUUACAAAUACCGAAAAAAUUAGUUCGUAUCUAUCAUUAUACCGAGAAAUGUCAGAGUUUGGACUCUUGGCGCACGAUUUUGUUUCUUUAGCUGCUCCGUGGUGAAAAGUACUCACUAAUCACAUCCGAAUUAGUCAGUCAGCGCGCGCGAGAAGCACUAUUCCCACUCAUGAUUCACACAACAUCCGUUGGUGAUUAUGAAUCAGCUCUAGAGUCCUGUCAGCGUACCUUUGACAUCAGGAGAAGUUGUUUGGCGAGGGAAACUCAGACACAGCUGAAAGUUACAAUUCUCUGGCGGUCACACAUCAUUCCGUAG